AUAUUUUGUCGCAGGGAGGGAAGCUGUCGCAAUACAUGGGUCUGAGCGACAAGGUCAGCCUGACUCUCUUUGCGCUCUUGACGGUCGUCUGGAUCGCCACCCGAGUCUUCGUCUUCCCCAUUUACAUCAUUGUGCCGGGCGUGAGGAUGAUAUACGACUGGGACGCCGUCCGCUGGGAGGGCAACAUAAUGGGACCGUUCCUCAUCUCCUUGCUCUGGGUCCUCUACGGCCUCCAUCUCUAUUGGACGCAUCAUCUCCUGAGGGCCAUCUAUAGGGCUCUGGCUAGUAAGGAAUUGCCAAAGGAUUCCCGGAGCGACAGCGAGGGAUCAGACGCAGAAGCUGACAAAACCGACUGAAAAUUGUUCUCGACUCAAAAUUUUUUUUUUUUUACGCAUUUUCAGUUUU
This is a messenger RNA of Darwinula stevensoni, 405 nucleotides long. The record is from the annotation of a GenBank genome assembly. NCBI's taxonomy places the organism in Eukaryota, Metazoa, Arthropoda, Ostracoda, Podocopida, Darwinulidae.